AUGACGGGGGUUCUCCAAAAGUCUCAGCUUUUCACCAUCAAUGCUGCUGAAUUCACCCUCACCAUGAGCAAACAUUACUGUUCAAUCUCCAGCACCUUCGCUCCCAAUAGCACCUACCAAGCCAACCUCAAACGUGUUCUUCAUGAUCUCGUCUCCAAUGCGAGUUCCAUCCGCGAUGAAGGAUUCUUCUUCACAUCGAGCGAGGCCGUCUACGGCAGCUUUAUGUGCAGAGGCGAUGUCUUGAAGGGAGAGUUGCGCUACUCUGAUGUGAAUUUCUCCUCAACCGUGGAGAUGAAACCACGGUUGGUUGGAUACAAUGAAGAGAACAUAGAAAACAAGGAUGAAUUCAUGAAGCUACUGAACAAGACCAUGGGUCAUGUGGUGGGAGAGGCUGCUCAGCAUCGUCCGAGAAAGUAUGGCCAUCAAGACGUCAAGUUCACUCGGGAGAAAACCUUGCACACCUUCGCACAGUGUGUGCCUUAUCUUUCCCCCAACAAUUGUCGGAACUGCCUUCACAAUGCCACAACGAGCCUCUUAAGCCUCCUAAACGGGAAAAUUGGGGGCAGAAUGUUGCUUCCGAGUUGCUUUGCCCGGUUCGAGAUUUACCAAUUUUACGAGAGCAGCUCAAAAGGAAAAGUGCCCUUUCCGUUGAAAAUAUCAGCUGCAAUCGUCGCCGCAACUGUAGGAUUGACCCCAAUUAUUUACAUGACAGCUCAGCAUUUAGUAAGAGGAAGAAGAAGAAGAGUUCUAAGAAGGGACAGCGAAAGUUCCAUAGAAGAAUAUUCGAUUGUUAGGAGGCAAAUUUCUGAGCUCCACUCCCUGCAAUUUGAUCUGCAAACAAUAGAAGCCGCCACAAAUAAGUUCUCGAACAACAGCAAGCUAGGGGAAGGUGGAUUUGGUCCAGUUUACAAGGGUACACUACCUGGUGGUCAAGAAAUUGCAGCAAAGAGGCUAUCUAAGAGCUCUGGACAAGGAGUGGAGGAAUUCAAGACCGAGGUUGAACUAGUAGCCAAACUUCAACAUAGAAACCUAGUGAGGCUUCUGGGAUUUUCCAUGGAAAGCGACGAAACAAUAGUGGUCUAUGAAUAUGUGUCCAACGGGAGCCUUGAUCACUUGUUAUUUGAUCCUGAGCUCAAUGGACAACUAAAUUGGUCAGCUCGUUAUAAGGUCAUGGUAGGGGUGGCACGUGGACUGCUAUACCUUCAUGAAGAUUCUCGACUUCGAAUCAUCCAUCGUGAUCUCAAAGCCAGCAACAUUUUACUAGAUGCUAACAUGAACGCAAAAAUCUCAGAUUUUGGGAUGGCUCGGAUAUUCAAUAUUGAUCAGACUCAAGCAAGCACUAAUAAAAUUGUUGGAACAUAUGGCUACAUGUCUCCAGAGUAUUUAAUGUUUGGACACUUCUCCAUAAAAUCUGACGCCUUCAGCUAUGGUGUGUUAAUGCUGGAGAUUAUAACUGGCAAAAAGAACAGUCAAUUCUUUGCAUUGGACUGUGAUGAGGACCUGCUUGGCUAUGUUUGGAAGCACUGGAGCAACAGAAUGCCGUUGGAAGUAGUGGACCCAGCUUUAAGAAGUGCCUAUCCUGUGAACGAAGUUAUUAAAUGCAUGCACAUCGGGUUGCUCUGUGUGCAAGACGAUGCGGAAGACCGACCUACCAUGGAUUUGGUUAUUCUCAUGUUGAACAGCAAUUCUAUUAAAAUCCCAGUGCCUCAAAGACCUUCAUUCUUCUUUCCUGGUAAGAAGUACCAACAUGAACCUUUUGUUCUAGACUCAGGUCAAUCUAACAGCAAAGUUGACCAAUCCAUUAGUGAGAUAGCAUCGCCGUGUUCUCCAACUGACAGUGAUCUUGCUGAUCCAGGUCCACAGUAG
Molecule: messenger RNA, 1866 nt
Organism: Eucalyptus grandis
Lineage: Eukaryota; Viridiplantae; Streptophyta; Magnoliopsida; Myrtales; Myrtaceae
Product: cysteine-rich receptor-like protein kinase 8
Exons: 9
Coding region: 1-1866 (621 amino acids)
Biological process (GO): protein phosphorylation
Molecular function (GO): protein kinase activity; ATP binding
Source: RefSeq, a predicted model, not a curated record